Messenger RNA from Linum trigynum, 4190 nucleotides. NCBI's taxonomy places the organism in Eukaryota, Viridiplantae, Streptophyta, Magnoliopsida, Malpighiales, Linaceae. The record is from the annotation of a GenBank genome assembly.
UUAAGGUUUUCAAUAUUACAAAGUAUGCUUUGCGAUUAAUCAUGUAGUACUUUCGUGCAAUGAAUAACAAUAAAUAUUGAAUGCAAAAUUAAUAUGCACUUCAAGUUGGUAAUUAGUAAAUGAAAGAGGAUGAGUAGAUGAUUAGUGAAAUAAGUAGGGUUAAAAUUGUAAAAAGUCAUCAUGGACUUUGUACCCCAACACAAAUCCCACCUCUUGGGGUGGAAUUCUCAAAUCCGUGGGAUCCACGGAUUUGGACCCUAAAAGUCCGUGGGCCCCACGGAUUUAUUCCUCCUAUAUCCAUCAAACAAACGACGGAUUGUGUACAAAGUCCAUGAUGCUCGAUUUUUAAGUACCAAAUCAAUGAUCAAUUCCAAGAAGCAAACGAGGUCUAAGUGUCUAGUGGUGGUGACGAUGAAGUGGGGAAGGAGAUUCGGCCGGUGGAGAUUUUGCAAUCCUAGUGACUAUUCAGCCAGAUUAGACCAUAUUUCCCCUGGGUUCGAUGAAGAGCUUUGAUGGUUAUGGGUGUCAUUCAUGUUUUUGGACAUCGAGUUCUUAAGGGUGUUUAGUGGUGGUGAUGACAAAGUGGGGAGGAGGAGAUGUUAGUGAGGCGUGAGAUAAGAGGGCAAACUAGGGUCAAAAUUCAGUGGUCACUUCUAGGAGUGGGCAAUGGCGUGGUCCAUGCGGGACCACAUCGGACUGAUUGAUGUUUGGACCGGAUCGUACCGAAUCGAAUAUAAUACGGUUCGAUCUUUGGUCCAACAAGUUUUAUAAAUAUGGAAGGAAAAUGGACUGAAUUGAUAUUUGGAUCUUGACCAAAGAGGACUGAAUCGGACCAAAUGCACCAUUGGUUCGGUCUUUGGUUCUAAGAUAUCUUUCAUUAUUGGAUCGCGGUUCUCCUGAGUUUGGUAUGAUCCGGUCCGGACAGACCGGACCGAUGCCCACCCCUAGUCACAUCCUCCAUUGAUCAGUGACGACAACGACUCGGUUCAUGAUAAUGAGAUGGCGGUGUGGUUGUAGUUGGGAGAGAGGCGAGAGGAGAUGGAAGAGGAAGGCAGAGAAGAAAUGAGGGCGUCAUUGGAAAAUGGAAGGAGAGAGAAGGCAGGGAGAUGGUGGUAGAGUAUAGGGUCGGGUCACAGGUUGAGUUAGGAAAACUGUCGUGGUAGGUUUUGAUGAUGUGAUAGAAUUUAAUUUUUCCAGGUUAAAAUAAGAUUAUUAGGUGUUUUUGUUAGGCAAGUAAGCAAAAAAAACUACAUCGUUAACGGAGACUAACAAAAGAUAACGUUGACUGAUCGAAUUUAAAUUAGUUAACUAAUUUCCGUAAACACGAAUGAAAUAUUAAUAUUUUUCGUGCCUGUGAAACUUAUUAAUAAUUAGUAUUCCUAAUGACCACCACUAUACUCACAAUAAUCCACUUCGUUUAAUCUGCUUUUUCUGAGUUGCAUAUUUGCCUUAUCUCAAUCUGAGUCAUAUAAAUACACCCUCCACCUUCCCUUUUCUCCUCCACCCCCGAACCUCUGUUUUUCUUCUUAACAAAAAGAAGAAGAAAAAAAACAUUUCUCCCAGUCAGUAACUUUACCAAAUGAGUACAAACAUGGAUUCAUCGCGGCUGUGGCGGAUGGUGCUUCUGUUCGCGGCGGCGCUGCUGGCCGGAGUGGUGGAGUCGGACCUGCAGCAGGACAAAACAGAGUGCGCGUCCCAGCUGGUGGGACUGGCGCCGUGCCUGCCAUACGUCGGCGGGGAGUCCAAAGCUCCGACGCUUGACUGCUGCUCGGGACUGAAGCAGGUGAUAGAGAAGAGCAGGAAGUGCCUGUGCUUGUUGAUUAAGGACCGCGACGAGCCCAACUUGGGCGUCAAGAUCAACAUCUCCCUCGCCGUUGGCCUCCCAGAUUCCUGCAAAUCUCCCGCCAACAUCUCUGAUUGCGUCAGUCUGCUUCACCUGAAGCCUAAUUCGACGGAGGCGAAGAAGUUUGACGGACUGGAUGAAAUCAUUGGUAAAGGAAUCAACGGCAGCAGUACUACUACUGACGGCGGCGGCCCUUCUGCAGCGGCUGCUUCGGCGGGCAGCGGGGGCAGAGCAACUGUCGGCGGCGGUGGAAGUAAUGAGAACCAAAAGAGCAAUGAUGGGGGAGAUCAGGCAAAGAAAAAGAAGCGAGGGUGGGCAGUUGUCACGGCGGUGGGUGUAUUAUGGGGAUUAAUCACGGCCACGGGUUUCUCCUUCUCCUUCUCCUUCUUCUGAGCUACCAACCUAACCAUGACAGGGAGGGAAGGGAAGAUGACCCGAAAUGUUGCAGAGAGAAAGGAUAUUGCUCGUUGUUAUUGUUUGCUGUGGUGAAAAUGUACAAUACAAUUGUAUUGUGUGUUGUUGAAUAAUUGGUUUGUCGCUGUGUCCAUUAAAUUAUGAGAGUGGGCAACUUCCCAACGGUAAUAUUGGUGGCAGAUGAUGGGUGAGAACUGGGAAGCCAGAGCUGGUGUGUUAUAAAUGCGCAGCCACAAGCCCCCCUCUUUAACACUCUGCUCCAGCCACGAUGAACAGCACUGAAAUCUAUGAUCCAUACCAUGGGCACCACGAUUUGCCUAGAUUUUGCAUUGACAAGUUAGACUUAUCAUCUAUAUACCGUUAUUCAACAGGGUAACUCUGCAUAUAAGGUCAUGUGAAUUGUGAAACUAUUAGCCAUUUGUGGUAUAAGAUAUCCAAAUGUCUCAACCAGUUUAUUUUUAGCCUAAUUCUAAAUAAGAUAAAGUAGAACAAGGUCAAGGCUUAAAAUAAAAUUGAAUGAGAUGAAGACCUAAAUUAGGAUAAAAUGAACAAUACUCUGCCCUUUCACAUUUAUGAUCUAGCGAUUUCAAUAACCACCUUCACCUCUUCUUUUUUUGUCAAUAGCCACUCGUAUUAACGAGAAACGAACAAUAGUGUACAAGAGGGUUAAAAAGAACAAACCCAAGACAAAAAAUCAAACGACACAUACCCAGAAGAGUAAAGCUUUCCUCACCACACUAUGGACAACUCUAUUAACAUGACGAUACACAAAAUUAAUGCGAAAGCCUAACUUAGACGAUAAUAAUGGUGUAUUUUCUUUAACACCGUCCCACCCUUGCACAUCCCACACUUGACCAAACUUACCUUUUGGAUGAGCACUUGAGCUUAAUCCUAAAUAACAAUUUUAGAUAUUCCCAUCUCCUCACACGUAUAACUUAAGGGGUCGUUUGGAUGGAGAAUUUGUAUGAGUUAUUUGAGUUCCCAAAUAAGUCACAAUGAGUUAUUUGACACAAAUAACUCGUUUGGUAGCAUUUUACUGAAAUGAGUUAUUUGGACAGUGAGUUAUUUACAAAUAACUCAAAACGAGUUAUUUCAAAUAACUCGUACCCAUGUGUUAUUUCGAAAUAACUCGUUUUAACACUCUACUUUUACCAAAUACCACAUGUCAAAUAUCACAUUUGCAUGGUUCAACCAAACGAGAUACUUUAUUUCAAUUACCACUGAAAUAACACUAAAAUGUCAUAUGGACAAUAAAUAAAUCAUCUGACUUUACAAAUAGCACAUUGACAAUUAACCCAUUCAAAUGAACUCCAAUCACAAUUGAAUCAUAAAUACAUGGAAUACACGGGCCGCUAUAAGCCAACUAGUCCCAUCAACAAAAGCGGACCCAAUCGCUCCAUAAAUCAUCGGGCGCUUAGUAGUCUCAUUAUUAAUACUGGACGGCUAAACGUCGCCCUAGUUUUAUUUUUAUCGCCCUAAUUUAAAACAUCAAAUUACUAAACUAACCUUAACUAAUAAAAUAAAAGUACAAAACAAACGACCUAAAAUCCCUAAUAAUCCUCCUUCAUCUUCUUCCAAAAUUGCAUCGUCGGCCUCCAAACCACCUCCGCCGCCGAGGCUUACUCAAUAGUCAAUACUUGAUCAAAACACUAAUUUUGAUUCACCCAGAGAAUAAGGAGUCGUUUGGAAGUUGUGAUUGUUAGAAUUGUGCUUGUUGAAUACAUGUAUUGUGCACAAUACAAUGUUUGGAAGUGCUAAAAUGUAAAACAAUGCAUACAUUGUUUUAGGUAGGUCCCACCAACAAUCACAAAAAAUGAUGCAUUAUACAAUCUCAACUAAAAGUUGUGAUUGUUGUUCUUAGAUUUUUGUCAACUUUUUCUUUUCAUUUAUAUCCCUAAUAGUUUUUGUAUUAUACUAAAAGUUGAGGGUAAAU